This is a messenger RNA of Lolium perenne, 1144 nucleotides long. RefSeq lists its product as uncharacterized. The record is from RefSeq and is a predicted model, not a curated record. Lineage: Eukaryota; Viridiplantae; Streptophyta; Magnoliopsida; Poales; Poaceae.
CCUCCAUCCGUAGCCGACAUCCACCGCGCCGGAGCCAGCUCAGCGACGCCGUCAACCACACUCCGUCCGCUUCGUCGGAUCUGCUUCCCCGACUCACUGGUUCAUCUUACCGGCUGGCGAGAUCGGUACACAAAGCGCCACCAUGAUCCACCGAACCAAAACGAACGGCCAACGCGCCACCUCCCCAGUCGACCAAGAUAUUCCCCUCGAGAAUGCCUACGAAGAAUCUCGGAGGCAAAAUAUCUUGCAGAAUAAGAUAAUUGCAGCCAAGCUCGGCAUACUGUGGAAUGGGACAAAAUCACCGCACCCCAAGUCGUUGCCGAGAUUUUUCACCCGUGUGAUGUGCCGCCAAAAGGACGAUUCCGUGGGGCAGCUGCUGAAGAAGCUAGCCACUGCUCAUGUUCCUAACAAAGACAGUGAGCGCGCCAGUGAUGCAGACAUUGGUAGAAAGGAGGCGGGAUUUGGUCCUAUUGUUCUAGCAAGCAAUCAUUUGAGGGGCCGCCUAGGAUCAGCACAUCUGGAUCCUCCUGAGCUCAACAUUAAGGAGAAGCAAGUGACUGCUCAUGUCCCUGCCAAGCAGCAUUGUAGCACAGAUGUCCAGAGUUCCAGUGAUGCAAACGUUUGUAGGAACAAAACAGAAGGAUGUGGCAAUGGGGAAGCUAAGAUUAGGCGUCUUCAAAAGGACUUGGAUGUGGCCACUUGGCGGAACAAAGAAAUGAACCGAGGAUGGAAUUCUACAAUUCAAGAUGGCCUACAUGCUGUUGCUGAUCUGCAGAAGCUAGUGGCUGGCAACUUGGUUACCGCUUUGGCUGAUGCAGAUGUCCAUGAGAUCAACUGGACGAUCUUGGAACAGGUGAAAGCACGAGCAGAAACUCUGCACUCAUCUUUGCAGGUAGAUGAUUUUCAAAGGGUGAUGCAAGAGCCGCUAUAUGAAUAGAUUGUUGUUUUCAGUUGAUGAUGUCCCUGGUUCUUUUGUUUACUUAUGUGCUGGUAGUACUUAGGGGAACUAGCUUGUACAAGUAAUUUUUUUCCGAUAAAGUUGUACAAGUAAAUGGCACAUGCUUCGCAUGUUUGACCAAUUAAGUUAAAAAGCUUCACAAAAUCCUGCGUCGAAGUUGUUUCACUAAAAAAAAGAGCUCUCACG